AUGGGUUCCCGUUGUGCCAAGCUCAGCACAGGCCACAGCCGGGGCCACGAAUCGUCCAUGAAGAAACUCGUGGCCUGCGUGAGUCAGGAUAACUUCUCCUUGUCAUCCGAGGGUGAGGAAGAGGAGGAGGGAGAGGAGGAGGAGGAGGAGGAGGAGGAGGAAGAAGAGCUCCCGGUACAGGGCAAGGUGCUGCUGAUGGAAUCUGAGCGGCAGGAGGAGGAGAGCACUGAAGAAGAUCCUGUGGCCCAGCAGAGCCCUAAGCCUGAGCAGACGCGCUCCUGA
Neogale vison (American mink) is the source of this 282-nucleotide messenger RNA. It is a transcript of the gene PRM3, whose product is annotated as protamine 3. Gene Ontology annotation, cellular component: cytoplasm. The record is from RefSeq and is a predicted model, not a curated record. Gene Ontology annotation, biological process: flagellated sperm motility. The coding region runs from base 1 to 282 and encodes 93 amino acids. NCBI's taxonomy places the organism in Eukaryota, Metazoa, Chordata, Mammalia, Carnivora, Mustelidae. The transcript has a single exon.